UGCCGAUGUAGCUCGCGCCUCCGCCUUCCGCCGUCUCCGCAGCAAGCAAGCCAUGCUCGCCCUUCCUCCGGAUGCGCCACUCCGGCGAGGAGUCUCAGCUCGCCACCCACAGCCGCACCUGCUGUUGGAGAGUCCUAUUCCGGCUGCUCUUGUCCGGCGGUGGCGCCGGCGACGGCAGUUGCCGGAAGCAGGCCGCCGGAAUCAGGUGGGAUGUGAUGCCGCGCGUGGUAACUCGCGGUGAUACUCGGGUUCAUAUUCUAAAGAACUGGUGUUUCUACCGAAAAUUGGUAAAUUUUCUGGCUGUCAAUCUUGCAGUUGGUUGUUAGUUAGGACUCAUGAUGCAGUAGAUUCAGAGUGCUCAGUUGUGGAGCGAUGGGGCUUCUUCCAUUUCAGAUAAUUUCAGAGUGAUGAUGCGACGGGGUGACAGCCGAAUCGAAUUAGGAUGAUUUUGUUACCUGAGAUCUGUUAGUUUGUGACGACCUUCUCUGCAUCACAGUUUAGUGCAAGGUCGCACAUCAGCUCAAAAGUUUCAGAUUCUUUUUUGUUCAAUGUGGGGUCCGGUCCCACAUGUCAGUGACACAAAGGGGGGCUUAUGAUCGAAGGCGCACGAACCGGGGGGGAGUUAUCAUCAAUUCUACCCUAUUUCCUGUGGUGUGAUUUCUUUUUCUUCUGUUCGUGGUGAUACUCGGGUUCAGAUUCCGAAGAACUGGCGUGUGUUUGUGUGAGCUAUUGACACAGCCAAAUCGAAUUAGGAUGCUACUGCUGCUGUGUGUUGCCAUGUUUGACCCUCUUGAUUGGGACCUGUUAGCUAGAGACAACCCUUUUCAGGGAACUUAGAGGCAACCCAGGACUUUGGUUGAAAAUUCUGAAUUACUGGAAUAUUACGCUUUUUUUGUGUGGUUCUUUCUCUCUUGCGCGUAACAUAAUUUUUUCUGUGGAUUCCUCGUCAGAUGGCUCACUAAAAAGUAGUGAACUCACUGUCUGGAAAUUACUCCAUUCCUGGUCUCAGGAACACAAAAGGAAACAAUUAAUGGAGGCUCAAGUCUGAUCUGUCCAUUGUGUUAGCCUUUGAUAUAAAAUGGUGAUGCCCUGGUCCCAUGUUAAUCAUUGGUUGGUGCCUCACUUUUGAGCUAAUAGCAAGAAACUCCACCAGCCACUGCUUCUGAAUAACAAAAGUCAAACUGUGCAUGCCAAGACCAAGACUUGGGAAUAGCAUAUCAUGGACCAUAUAUUGUGCCUGUCUCUGGUCAUUCCAUUGUCGUUCCCUUACAGUAGCUGUUCUCCCUCUUCCAACCAAUAUGGCUGCUAAGCUUGGGCAUCUAGCCCAAGGAGCUGCAUCGGUACUUUGCCUGUUGAUUUUCUUUGUAGAGCCGUCUGAUUCCCGUGCUCAGGCGAGGAUAUCAGGUGGGAAUGGAACCUGCAUCAGCAGGGAGCGGGAUGCGCUUCUGUCCUUCAAGGCGGGCCUUCUGGACCCUGCUGGCCGUCUCUCCUCAUGGCAUGGUGAAGAUUGCUGUCAGUGGGCGGGAGUCCGGUGCAGCAGCAGAACAGGCCAUGUCGUAAAGCUCGACCUCCGCAAUAACUACGUAGUAAGUGCCUUCCAAGGUUUGUACACCAUGCACUACUACAAGUCCAACAGCCUGAGCUUGUCGAGAAAUGAGAUGAGCUCUUCUUUGGUUGCUUUGCAACAGUUGAGGUAUCUUGACAUGAGCUACAAUGACUUCAACCACAUAAGCAUUCCUGCGUUCAUGGGCUCCCUACAGAAGCUAAGGUAUCUCAACCUCUCGUUGUCAGGUUUCGGUGGGAGAAUACCUUCCCAACUCGGUAAUCUCUCAAAUCUGCAAUAUCUUGAUAUUAGUGGGGAUUAUUACAAUGUUCUGUACACGUUGGACCUCUCAUGGUUGUCACAUCUAUCACUGUUGAGCUAUCUUGACUUGACCGAAGUGGACCUCCGUGCUGUGCGGGGUUGGGUUCACAUGGUUAACGGGCUUUCUUCUCUAAAAGUGCUUCGCUUAGUAGAUUGUGGCCUUACCAGCAUAGUGUCUGCUACUUCAAAAUCAAAUCUCACACAUCUCCAAGUCCUUGAUCUAUCAUCCAACUCAUUUGACGCAACACUAGAGCAUAACUGGUUCUUCUGGGAUCUCACAAGCCUGAAGGAGCUUCACCUCUCCCGUUGUGAGUGGCAUGGACCUAUUCCUGAACAAUUGGCAAACAUGACAUCCCUUGAAGUAAUAGAUUUUAGUGCAAAUGAUCUUGUGGGUUUGAUACCGAACAACUUAGAAAAUUUGUGCAGUUUGAAAGUGCUGAAUUUUGAUGAUAACAACAUUGAUGCGAGUAUUGGGGAGUUCAUGGAUCGGUUGCCAUGGUGCUCAUGGAGUACAUUACAGAAGUUGUCAAUGAGGAAUACGACUAUGACCGGAAACCUACCGCUAGAAGUUGGAGCACUUGGUAACUUGACAUUGUUGAGUCUAGGCAAUAAUAAACUCGAUGGUGUGCUCGUGAAGGAACAUUUUUCAGGCUUAUUGAAUUUAGAGUAUCUGGACUUGUCGGACAACUCCUUGAAAAUGGAUAUUGAACCAAAUUGGAUUCCUCCGUUUAGACUAAAGCACAUAAAUUUAGAGUCAUGCACAGUAGGCCCCCGUUUUCCAGAGUGGCUUAGAUGGCAAACUCGCAUUGAUUAUCUUCUUCUUGGAAAUACAAGUUUGGAUGAUGUUAUUCCUGAUUGGUUUUGGGUGACAUUUUCCCAAGCUUCAGCUUUGGAUGCAUCAGAAAACAUGUUGCGUGGUUCAUUACCGUCAAAUCUACAGCACAUGUCAGCCAUCAGUAUUGGUCUGGAGAGAAAUAAUCUUACAGGUCUAGUUCCACGGCUAUUCCCUAUAAAUAUAACAAGCUUAGAUCUCUCUUCAAACUCUUUCUCAGGGUCAUUGCCAGCAGAGCUAAAAGCACCACAAAUUUUUAUGUUGUCAUUGGCAGAUAAUAAAAUUACAGGCACCAUUCCAUCAUCUAUGUGCCAAUUGACUAGUCUAGCACGGUUGGACUUGUCAAGAAACAAAUUAACAGGAGAUGUUGUGCAGUGCUGGAAGGAGUCACAUAACAAUUCUUCAGUGUCCAGAGCAAACUCUGCAGAUCAAUUCGGUUCUCGGAUGUAUAGUCUAGACUUGAGCAACAAUGGUCUCUCAGGUGAAUUCCCUAAAUUUCUUCAGAGUGCCUCACAAUUGAUGUUCCUUGAUCUUUCAUAUAAUAGGUUCUUUGGAAUAUUGCCAAAGUGGUUACCAGAAAAAAUGCCACGAUUGGAAAUUUUGACGGUGAGAUCAAACAUGUUCAGUGGUCGUAUUCCCAAGAACCUUACUUGCCUUGAAAAUCUUUAUUAUUUGGACAUGGCCCAUAACAAUAUAUCAGGAAGCAUACCAUGGUUGCUAUCAAACUUGAAAGCAAUGAGAGUCAUAUAUAAGGAUGCAAAUGACUAUGUUUAUGCGGAUAGCAUGCCAGUAAUCACAAAAGGCCAAACACGUGAUUAUACUGUGGGCGUCUUCAGCCAAGUUGUGAAUGUUGAUCUGUCAUGUAACAGUUUAACAGGACAUAUUCCAGAGCAGAUAAGUUUGCUCAUUGGGCUCACCAGUUUGGACUUAUCAAGUAAUCAGUUGACUAGCAAAAUCCCAAACAAGAUUGGUGAUCUGAAGCAGUUGCAGUCCCUCGACUUAUCCAACAACAAGUUUUCUGGUGAAAUCCCGUCAGGUUUGUCGGCUCUAACCUAUCUGAGCUACUUGAACUUGUCAUACAACAACUUAUCAGGCCCGAUACCAUCCGGGCCGCAGCUGCAAACUCUCGGCAACCAGAUUGAUAUCUACAUUGGCAACCCCGGUCUCUGCGGUCACCCUAUCUCCAAGAACUGCUCUACCAGUACUACUGACGCAGAGCAAAGUGUCGUCCAUGAAGAUGCAGAUCAUAUCGCGUAUCUCUACCUUGGGAUGAGCAUAGGGUUUGUGGUCGGCCUUUGGACGGUGUUUUGCACCAUGUUACUGAGGAGAACCUGGGCGAUUUCCUACUUCCAGUUUGUUGACAAGCUGUAUGACGAGGUUUAUGUAAGGGUGGCUAUAACUCGGGCUCGCCUGAUGAAGAAGACCCGCAAAGAUGCAGCGUGAGUGGCCUGCUUCAUGUGCAGUUGAACUGCCCAAGAGAUGUAUGUUUGGUGUGUACUACUAUAUGUACUAGUUUCUGGUGCAAUUAUUAGCUACCUGUAAAAGGUAUUUAAUGUAUUGCGACACAAUAUAUUGUAUGGUUGUAAACAGAUUUUUCUGGUCUGAUUGUAAACCACUCGAUCAUAUAACUACAGACAGAUGGAUGAUUUGAAUCCUGCUGAAUACUACGAUGGCUUUUUUGUAUCUUGGCAGCUAAUUAACUCACACAAUACAUGCUCGUUGUUAGUGCUCAGUUGUAUCCUCAUGUCCGUCUCAUGGACAUUAUUUGUUAGGAUAUGGCAGGAAUGAUCCAGCUUGCUAAGGUCCAGACAAUCUGACGGCGAAUUUCUGUGCUCUCUUUUCUUUUGAAAUUUGAUGUGCUCCUGGCUAGCUGAAAACAGAGGAUUCAAUGAUUUCAAGUUGAAGACUGAUUCUUAGGUUCAAUCCAAGAAUUCUUGGUGUUAACUCGGAAGUGUGCUCUUCAACCGUGGUUGCAGAUAUCCUUGGGGCAGUAGGACAAACCAUCUGAAAUAUUUACUCAAUAUUUGUCAAGAAACUGGAGAGUCGGUGCUUGCAACAGUAGUCCCAAGCAAAGUAAGUUGUGUGGCAUGGGGUUUAUUUCUUGUUUACGGAUGACGAGGACACUACUAGGUUAAAUUGUGCAACGCGAUUUUAAUUCUUAUGAUGGGAAGAGUGAAUUUUAUUGUAAUUUACUGUAUGAUAAGGUCGGACGUAAUCUGCUGUGUGAUAAUCUGUCUAAGUGAUUCUGAUUUCACUGCAAAAUGAGGCCAUUGACCUUGCUUCUGUUGGUUUGCUUUGUUUGAAGUUUGUUGUCAGGUUCAUGGAUAUCUAGUGCCUGUAUUUGAUCUUUGGCGCACCAACGGAAUCAUGAAUAAGAUAAUUCAAAUAUAGUAUUCAGCUCUUUUAUGUUGGUUUCUAGGCAUUCCUGUUUUGAAAUAUCUUUACUUUGGCCUUUUUUGAGCAGGAAGAAAAUUGAUGCCACGUUGAGAACAUCAGUUGCCUCAUGAAGAUGAUUUGAAACGGAAGACUGUUGGUUUGGUAACAGUUCUCUGGAGCGCUGUGGAUAGCUAUGCAUUCUGUCAGCUGCAACUCGUCUUUUUCUGUCUACUGUACCGAUGCGCCGAAUAGCAACUAUGUUCUGAUGCACCGGAGCAAUUUGUGACUAGUCUGGUGACUUGCUCCUUCUCCAUCUUCAGAGUCUGGUGGCUGCUAUACUUCAUGCCAGGUAGAGUAACAUAGAUUACUACUCCCUCCGUUCCAAAUUACUUGUCUUGGAUUUGUCUAGAUACAGAUGUAUCUAGAUUCAUUUUAGUGCUAGAUACAUCCGUAUCUAGAUAAAUCUAAGACAAGUAAUUCGGAACGGAGGGAGUAUCUGGCAUUUUCCUUCUCUUCCCCGGGUUGAAUAAUUUCGUAAUUAGAAGAAUGUUUCGGUGCUGUCUUUGAUGAUCAGAACUGUGAACGAUUGUUGUAAUGAUGCGUAGAGUGAUUUUUUUUUCUUGGCUAUGAAACCGUCCCCAAUAGUGUCAAUCUUAUUUAUCUUCACAUCUAGCCUCAUCGUUCUCUGAACUUUAUAUGCAGUGUUCAUCAGUAACAACUUGGUCGCAUUUCUACCGGUUACUGUCAGCCUGGAUUGGGCUCCUUUUAUCACAAGAGCAAAUCCAACUCUGAAUACCUCUGAUCUUAACUCUGUAUAUGUCACACAAAGGAGAUAUGCGUUGCAUAUGCCGGAGCAUUGGCCACUAAUUUCCUGUCGGCUUAAUUACACCUUCUCUCUGAGCUACUAACUGGCAUUGUUGGUGAUGUCAAAAAAAAAAAAACUGGCAUUGUUGGAUAUAAGAAG
This is a messenger RNA of Triticum urartu, 6036 nucleotides long. NCBI's taxonomy places the organism in Eukaryota, Viridiplantae, Streptophyta, Magnoliopsida, Poales, Poaceae. The record is from RefSeq and is a predicted model, not a curated record.